This is a messenger RNA of Racocetra fulgida, 351 nucleotides long. Lineage: Eukaryota; Fungi; Glomeromycota; Glomeromycetes; Diversisporales; Gigasporaceae. The record is from the annotation of a GenBank genome assembly.
AUGGAUAAUAUAAAAAAAUUCAUUUGUAAAGUGUAUUAUGACAAUAAUCCAAACUUAAUUCCUUCUGAAUAUCAAUGUUCAGAUAUUUGUGCUUUGUGUGAAACCCAAGCCCAAGUGCAUACCCAUGACAUACAAACCUAUGAAGUGCAAACCUAUGAAAUACAAACCCACGAAGUACAAACUUAUGAAGUGCAAACCCAGGCCUGUGAGAUAGUUCAAGCCCAUGAGCCACUUCAAGUUCAUGAAAUGCAAGUGCAAACUCAAGCUCAUGAAAUGCAAGCUCAAGCCCAAGCCCAUGAAAAAGUUCAAAAAAGAUCCCAUGAAGAAUAUGAACUAAACGAUGAAGAUGAA